GUACGAGGAUUAGGGACGAAGUCAAACAAACCUGCCGUCCUCGCUGAAGGAAGCGCGAGUGAACCAGAGACGCCGUCGGGAAAGGAUUUGGGUUGUGGAGACUCAGGGAGAGACCACAACGCCGGAAAUUGUCCAAGGGAGGACAAGUUUCCCCAAGGGUCGGCUGGGACAAAAAGGACGCAACUUGAUGAGGAUGGAGAACUGGGACGUUCGUCGAGAGACUCGAACCACGGAAAGCGCCACAACAAAGGGAUGGGAUGCGACCUGCGAAAAAAGAGGGAACCCCCGGAAGAAACAGCGGACGAGUACCCGAGCGAGAUCCUGGAAGAAUAUUUUAAUGAGGAAACGACAGCAGGACCACCUGACGUAACGCCGAAACUCACUUACGAUGAAGCUCUGACAAGCAAUAGUGUCGUAACGGAAAAGAAGGAAGAUGACGACACAACGGGAGAACCAAUGGACGCAACACGAAGACCCCACUGCGACGAAACAGCGACAGAACAAGGCAGCACGACUGAUCAGCUGGAAAAAACAAUGACCGACUACCCUAUGGAAAUAUUAGAAGAAUACUUUAAUAUGCCGACGGAAUCAAUGGACAAAACUUUGGCACUUACCUGUGAUCAAGCCGUGAACGAAAGUAUUGGGAUAAUGACCAAAAGGGAUGACGACGCAAGGAAUAGAAAAUCCGCGACGAACCCUAAGGAACGACAAGAGUACAAGGAGCCCCAAUACCCCUUCAGAAACGACGAGCACCUAGAUGAUGAGGAGUCAAACACGUUACUAAACUUACCAGACAACCCCUACAAUGGAAGAGAGCGACCGACCAGCACAGAUGAUCGCGAUCAGGGAGGAGGACACGACAUCGCGCGAAAUGACACGGAGCCUGGCAGAACCAAUGGAAGAAGGGAUGAGUUAGACAAAAUGAACCGAAGAGAAGACCACCCGACGAGUGGAGAGAUGAAACCUCGAACAGAUGGACGAUGGCGACGAAAGAUGAAAGAAGCUAUAACGACGAAUCCGACAACGUUACCCGGAGAAACGCAAAGACCACAUGGGACCAAAAGGUCAUCAGACGAAAAAGAAAGAAGAAGCAACGUCAUCAACAGUUUAUCACAAAUUGCAUCAAGACCUACCGCGAUCCAACCAGGCGCAAAAAGAGGAAAAAACGGAUACUAG
This is a messenger RNA of Acaulospora morrowiae, 1176 nucleotides long. The record is from the annotation of a GenBank genome assembly. Lineage: Eukaryota; Fungi; Glomeromycota; Glomeromycetes; Diversisporales; Acaulosporaceae.